Molecule: messenger RNA, 1157 nt
Organism: Micropterus salmoides (largemouth bass)
Lineage: Eukaryota; Metazoa; Chordata; Actinopteri; Centrarchiformes; Centrarchidae
Gene: nsmce1
Product: NSE1 homolog, SMC5-SMC6 complex component
Exons: 8
Coding region: 268-1011 (247 amino acids)
Biological process (GO): DNA damage tolerance; double-strand break repair via homologous recombination
Cellular component (GO): nucleus; Smc5-Smc6 complex
Molecular function (GO): ubiquitin-protein transferase activity
Source: RefSeq, a predicted model, not a curated record
GGAGGAGGUGAAACAACCACAGGAGGCGCGCAUUGCCGGAGAGGAUCUGGUGAACCUGUUCUAAUAUUUAUCAAAGAAGCUCGUCUUUACUAAGUCUUCAGACAACCGAGAUCAACCGGUCACCGACAGAGUCUAACGUUACCCGUUGCAGCAGGUUAGCAAACAGUUAGCGGUUAGCUGACGUUGGGGUCGUUCAAACGUUAAUUUUAAAGUAAGUUAGGUUUCCAACACAACGUUAACUAAAAGGUCAGUCCAGACUCCAGAGACAUGACACGACAGAUGGGGGACAGCCACAGGAGGUUCCUGCAGACCAUGAUGGCCAAUGGCAUCGUUGAUGAGCAAGGGGCCAAGACACACUAUCAGUAUUGUUGUGAAACUUACAACACACAGCACGCCCCUGACAAACUGGAUGAUUUCAUUGAAACCAUCAACUCAAAGCUACAGCCCAUGUUCAUGCAGAUUAGAAAAGGGAUGUCUGAAGACAAUGGUCAGCAGUACUAUGCCUUGGUAAACAUGGCCGAGACAGACGUCACCAGGAUGUCUUCAGAUUACGCUGACAAUGAGCUGGAGCUGUUUGGGAAAACAAUGGACCUGAUUGUGGGCUCUGAGAAUGGCAAGGCAUCCUCUACUGACAUCCUGAACAGCGCCGACACCCUGACCACUAAAAAGCUGAAGAAGAGCGAGACAGAACACCUCCUGAACAGACUCGUGCAUGACAAGUGGCUGAAUGAGAAACGGGGUGAAUACACUUUGUCAACCAGAUGUAUCAUAGAGAUGGAGCCAUACAUCCGCACAAUGUAUCAGGACCAGGUCAAAGUGUGCCACAUCUGUCACAACAUCGCUUUCCAGUGCCAAAUUUGUGAGAAUCCUACUUGUGGCAUAAAAAUACACAACCCAUGUGUGGCCAGAUACUUCAAAGGAAGAGCAGAGCCGCGGUGUCCAGCUUGUGAUGACUUCUGGCCGCAUGAAAUCCCUGAAGUCAGACGGCCCCACUCUCAGUCCAGAAGAUGAGGACUUCAGCAUCAAAUGUGUUUUUUAUUUGCUAAAACUGUUUAAUAUUUUUAUUGUAACUUUAUAAUAAACCAAACUGUUGAUAUGCUCUCAAUAUUUCACUAGGGUUAUUUUUACAAAAUAAAUGAGAAUGUGUUUCACUGAAA